CCGUCAAAACAAAUUAGGGUCUUCUUAAACCCCCCCUUUAUAAACCCCAGCUACAAGUUUCAAUUUUUCUCUCACUGUCUAGCCUUAUUCCUUGCGCACAUUCUCGUAGCGUAGCAGUUCAAACCUGCAACAAGAAGCUUAGGGACGAAUGGCUCUACCAAAUCAGCAGACUGUUGAUUAUCCUAGCUUCAAGCUUGUGAUUGUUGGCGAUGGUGGUACAGGGAAAACUACCUUUGUUAAAAGACAUCUUACAGGCGAGUUUGAGAAGAAAUAUGAGCCAACCAUUGGUGUGGAAGUUCAUCCCUUGGACUUCUUUACAAACUGUGGGAAAAUCCGAUUCUACUGCUGGGACACAGCUGGACAAGAGAAGUUUGGCGGGCUUAGGGAUGGAUAUUACAUCCAUGGCCAAUGUGCUAUAAUCAUGUUUGAUGUAACUGCCCGAUUGACGUAUAAGAAUGUGCCCACAUGGCAUCGGGAUCUUUGCAGGGUCUGUGAAAAUAUCCCUAUUGUUCUUUGUGGAAACAAGGUUGAUGUGAAAAACAGGCAGGUUAAGGCAAAGCAGGUCACAUUCCACAGGAAAAAGAACUUGCAAUACUAUGAGAUUUCAGCAAAGAGCAAUUACAAUUUUGAGAAGCCUUUUCUUUAUCUCGCAAGAAAACUUGCUGGGGAUCCUAAUUUGCAUUUUGUUGAGUCUCCAGCCCUGGCACCUCCGGAGGUGCAAAUUGACCUGGCAGCUCAACAACAGCAUGAGGCUGAGCUUGCUGCUGCAGCUAGUCAACCUCUUCCAGAUGACGAUGAUGACACAUUUGAGUAAUCUGCAAUGGCGGAUAGCAUUUGGAGGAAGAAGUUCUAAUAUUUGGUCAUGAUGAUGUAGUUUCAUCUCCAACAUGAAUAUGGACCGGAAUUAUUUCUGCCUUGUGCGUUACAGUGUUACCCGUUUCUCACAAGUUCUCUAUUUGUUCAUUUUGUGCGGGGUUUUUGCUGUGUUUAUUCUUUCUUUAUCGCACCAAAAGUUUUCAAAGUUGAUCCUUGAAGUCUGUAGGAUUUUGGUGUUGCCCUAUAUAUUUAUCUUUGAUCUUGCAUUGAUUGUGAGGAUUAUUAAUGACUUGUGAGGAUUAUAAAGUUUUCUUGGUGCCAA
Messenger RNA from Manihot esculenta (cassava), 1138 nucleotides. Its product is annotated as GTP-binding nuclear protein Ran-3. Gene Ontology annotation, biological process: protein import into nucleus; ribosomal subunit export from nucleus. The transcript has 8 exons. The record is from RefSeq and is a predicted model, not a curated record. Gene Ontology annotation, molecular function: GTPase activity; GTP binding. Bases 149 to 814 code for a protein of 221 amino acids. Gene Ontology annotation, cellular component: nucleus; cytoplasm. NCBI's taxonomy places the organism in Eukaryota, Viridiplantae, Streptophyta, Magnoliopsida, Malpighiales, Euphorbiaceae.